Molecule: messenger RNA, 633 nt
Organism: Juglans microcarpa x Juglans regia
Lineage: Eukaryota; Viridiplantae; Streptophyta; Magnoliopsida; Fagales; Juglandaceae
Product: transcription factor TCP4-like
Exons: 2
Coding region: 1-633 (210 amino acids)
Source: RefSeq, a predicted model, not a curated record
AUGGGUAUGACAAGCAUCAGAGGAGAGAUAGUCCAAGUCCAAGGUGGCCACAUUGUCCUAUCCACUGGCUGCAAAGACAGCAAAGCGGUGGAUUGGCUAAUCAAGAAGGCCAAGUUCGCCAUUGACAAUCUAGCUGAGCUGCCACCAUGGCAUCCACCUGGCACUUCUAAUGCUAUCCGAGAACAACCAGACCCAGAUGCAGGCACAAUAGAAAUGACAAUAGCAAAACAAUCAGUGUCUUUUGGCUACAAUUUUCAGCUCUAUCGGAAAUUAGCUGAGAACCCAUAUGACAAUUCAACCUUCAUUCCACCAAGUCUAGACUCUGAGGCCAUCACAGAUACCUUGAAAUCUUUAUUCUCGACAAGUUCUGCAACUUCCUUUAUCAAUUUCCAAAGCUACCCACCUGAAAUAGUUUCAAGAGCCUCCAACCCCACCCAAGAUCUUGGCCUAUCCCUCAACUCUUUCCAGGACCAUUCAGCUCCAAACGGCCAGACCCUUUUUGCGGAGUCGGCUUCGGUAUUACCAGAGAGAGAGGGAAGGUCUUGCAACAUGAUUUGGGAUGGAGGAGAGGGAAGGGUCUUGCCGUCUUGUAGAGUGGGUCUAAGGAGAGAGAGGGAAGGUCUUGCAACGUGA